This is a messenger RNA of Haemorhous mexicanus (house finch), 2459 nucleotides long. It is a transcript of the gene ANAPC7, whose product is annotated as anaphase promoting complex subunit 7. Gene Ontology annotation, molecular function: protein binding. The record is from RefSeq and is a predicted model, not a curated record. Bases 105 to 1802 code for a protein of 565 amino acids. Gene Ontology annotation, biological process: cell division. The transcript is spliced from 11 exons. Lineage: Eukaryota; Metazoa; Chordata; Aves; Passeriformes; Fringillidae.
CCCUGGGUGGCGCCAUUUUGGAGUGGCGGCGGCAGCAGCUCCGUUCCCGGUGCCUCGCUCGGGGUCUCUCUCGCUUCCUUCCCAUCCGCCCCGCCGGCGGCAGCAUGAGUGUGGUGGAGCACGUGCGCGAGAUGGCGGCCGCCGGGCUGCACUCGAACGUGCGGCUGCUCAGCGGGCUGCUCCUCACCAUGAGCGGCAACAACCCGGAGCUGUUCUCUCCCUCUCAGAAGUACCAGCUCCUUGUCUACCAUGCAGACUCCCUCUUCCAUGACAAGGAGUACAGGAAUGCUGUCAGCAAGUACACCAUGGCCUUACAGCAGAAAAAAGCCUUAAGUAAAACCUCCAAAGUCAGGCCUUCUACUGGGAAUGCUGCAUCAACACCCCAAAGCCAGUGUUUACCAUCAGAAAUUGAAGUGAAAUACAAAAUGGCUGAAUGUUACACAAUGCUGAAGCAAGAUAAAGAUGCCAUUGCUAUUCUUGAUGGGAUUCCUUCCAGGCAGAGAACUCCAAAGAUCAAUAUGAUGCUGGCAAACCUCUACAAGAAGGCAGGCCAGGAGCGCUCCUCGGUGACGAGCUACAAAGAGGUGCUGAGGCAGUGUCCCUUGGCCCUGGAUGCCAUCCUAGGCUUGCUCUCGCUGUCUGUGAAGGGAGCAGAAGUGGCCUCCAUGACCAUCAACAUCAUCCAGAGCAUUCCCAACUUGGAUUGGCUCUCGGUGUGGAUCAAGGCUUAUGCCUUUGUGCAUACUGGAGACAACACCAGAGCAAUAAACACCAUUUGCUCUUUGGAGAAGAAGUCAUUGCUGAGGGAUAAUGUGGACUUGCUGGGGAGCUUAGCAGACCUGUACUUCAGAGCUGGAGAUAAUAAAAACUCUAUCCUAAAAUUUGAACAGGCACAAAUGCUGGAUCCUUACCUUAUAAAAGGAAUGGAUGUUUAUGGUUAUUUAUUGGCACGUGAGGGUCGGCUGGAGGAUGUGGAGAACUUGGGCUGCCGGCUCUUCAACAUUUCUGACCAACAUGCAGAGCCCUGGGUGGUGUCUGGGUGUCACAGUUUCUACAGCAAACGCUACUCCCGUGCCUUAUACUUGGGAGCCAAAGCCAUCCAGCUGAACAGCAACAGUGUCCAGGCCCUGCUGCUGAAGGGAGCUGCCCUGCGCAACAUGGGCCGCGUGCAGGAGGCCAUCAUCCACUUCAGGGAGGCCAUCAGGCUGGCCCCCUGCCGCCUGGACUGCUACGAGGGUCUCAUCGAGUGUUACCUGGCAUCCAACAGCAUCCGUGAAGCCAUGGUGAUGGCAAACAACGUGUACAAAACCCUGGGGGCAAAUGCACAGACCCUCACCCUGCUGGCCACAGUCUGCCUGGAGGACCCAGUCACACAGGAGAAGGCAAAAACAUUGCUGGACAAAGCUCUCACACAAAGACCUGACUACAUUAAAGCUGUGGUAAAGAAAGCAGAACUUCUCAGCAGAGAGCAGAAGUAUGAAGAUGGGAUUGCCUUGCUGAGGAAUGCCCUGGCCAACCAGAGUGAUUGUGUCCUGCACCGCAUCCUGGGGGACUUCCUGGUGGCUGUCAACGAGUACCAGGAGGCCAUGGACCAGUACAGCAUAGCCCUGAGUUUGGAUCCCAAUGAUCAGAAGUCGCUGGAAGGAUUGCAGAAAAUGGAAAAAGAGGAAAGUCCAACAGAUGCCACCCAGGAAGAAGAUGUGGAUGACAUGGAGGGAAGUGGAGAAGAGGGGGACUUGGAAGGCAGUGACAGUGAAGCAGCUCAGUGGGCAGAUCAAGAACAGUGGUUUGGGAUGCAGUAAAAGCCUCCUGCUCCUUGUUUUGGCACUUGAACACACCACUAGGGCCACUCUUCUUAGAAGAACAGAAAUUAUGAUUUUUUUUUUCAGUAACAAAGGACUUCUUUUUUUGUUUUAAUAGACUCUGAAACCAAUUAAUAGUUCUGUGCAUCUCAAUAUUGUGGAGAUUUUUGAUGCUUCUUAUUUAUUAAGUGUAAGGGACUAACUGCAUCCAAGGUUAUUUGCAACUUUCAUUUUGAAAAAUUCCUGCUAAAACCAAAACCAUCAGAAUCUGAGGUGUGUAAUGAGCCUUUUGUUUGUGAUGAAGACAAUGUCUGAGUUCUGUCCAGGGCUGAGUGCUUGGGCAAAUUGUAAAUACAGUGGUUUGUACUCCUUUGUGGGAAAGUCCUUGCUCCUUUGUGUGCAGCCAUUUGAGUCUGGGGGAGCUGCUCCCAGUGGAGUCUGGGGGAGCUGCUUGAGUGUGGCUGAAAGCAGCACUUUUCUUCUGCUGUGUUUGUUGAAUUAAUUUGUCUUUUUCUAGGGCAUUACCUGUGCUGUCCAGGACAAAUUUGGGACAAUAGGCAACUUGGACUUGCUGGACACUUUUUAUAGCUGAUUUCUCUGUGUACAGGAUUGAGCCAGUGGUGGAGAAUUAAAGUCAUUUCUUCAACCCUUACUAAA